This is a messenger RNA of Zophobas morio, 1237 nucleotides long. RefSeq names its product phospholipid phosphatase 1-like. Bases 380 to 1138 code for a protein of 252 amino acids. Gene Ontology annotation, biological process: phospholipid dephosphorylation; signal transduction; phospholipid metabolic process. The record is from RefSeq and is a predicted model, not a curated record. Gene Ontology annotation, molecular function: phosphatidate phosphatase activity. The transcript is spliced from 3 exons. Gene Ontology annotation, cellular component: plasma membrane. Lineage: Eukaryota; Metazoa; Arthropoda; Insecta; Coleoptera; Tenebrionidae.
UAAAUUUUUGACCAUGAACGUCGAAUCCUAAAGUACUGAAGAUGCACAAAUAGAAAAUGUGCAGUAUUACGAGAAGUGAUUAAAACGUUAAUUGAUUCCUAAUUAUUAUGACUUUUAAAUAGUUUAAACUGUAGAAACGAAAUUUAACUCCCACUAUUUACGACAAUUACAAAUCAUCGUUGAACUAGUCUGCUAUUAUACGUCAGCAGUAAAGCAGUUAAUGUCAGCUGUAUUCAAUAGGUACUUAUAUUUCCCGAAUUCACUAUGCUAACUAGUGCAACGUUAAACAGUUCACGUUUUAAGUUAUUAUCUAUUUCUCCUAAUAGAUAACUAACUCAAUCGUUAGUAGAUUUUAUGUCUCUAAUGAAAUUGCAAACAAAUGUCAAUGCCAAAGUGGAUGUUGUAUAUAGCAAUCCUAAUUUUUGUUUCAUUACUGUUACUACAAUUUGAGGUAAUACCGAAUCGCAAAUCUAGUUUUAAAUGUAAGGAUCCAAGCAUUUCAUACAUAUUAAAAGGUGAAACUAUUUCGGAAAAGCAGUUAUUACUUAGUAUAUUCUUAGGACCUCUUUUAAUCAUCACUUUAAUUGAAGUUCUAAACACAAUAUCAUUCCACAACCUUAAUAAAAAAAUAAUAUGGAGUCUUUACAAACGCUGUUUAACUGGAGUUAUAUUUGUUAUUCUUAUAACGGAAUUUUUAAAAACUGUUACACGAGAGCCUCGACCUCACUUUAUGCAGUCCUGCAAACCUGAUGCAAAUGAAGUCUGUGAAAAGGGAAUUCACGUUUUUGAAUAUAAGUGCACAAACACUCGACUUACUAGGUUUUCACAGGCUGAUUUAACAAGAUCAUUUCCUUCAGGGCAUACAUCACUUUCACUGUUUACGGCUCUACACUGUUCCUAUCUUCUUCUCAUACGCUUACGACAUGGGUUUAAAAGAAACGUUUUCAAAGUAUUACUUAUUACAGUGUGUUUUGCGUGGAGCUUCAUCUGUUCGCUGUCAAGAAUAACUGAUAAGAGGCAUCAUUGGUGGGAUGUAGCGGCAGGAGCAACUCUAGGAUUAUGUUCUUUUUACAUGUUUUAUCGUUUGCAGAGAAGCAGUCUUAUAAAUACUGACAUAAAUAAGACGGAGUCUUCAUAAAUCUCUACAAAUACAUGGCAUUUUUCUAGUCUUGGUAAAUGUUUCUGUCCAUUUCUUUUUUUUUUAUAAAAUAAAAUAGCCAAAAAUGUUUCCAUUUAA